Messenger RNA from Echinostoma caproni, 279 nucleotides. The record is from the annotation of a GenBank genome assembly. Lineage: Eukaryota; Metazoa; Platyhelminthes; Trematoda; Plagiorchiida; Echinostomatidae.
AUGAAUGUAUCGAAUCCAGUCAAUUCGUUACCACAACUACCAACCGCUGUUAUAUGUGAACUGUUGCCUUCGGCCACACGAUUUAUCCAGGCCGCAUGCGCCGCUCAGAGUACUCCGGAACCGCUCACGUUUUCCGUGCAUUCGGUGGAAAAUCCCAUAGAAUUGGAUGUGACUGUGACCAGAGUUGGCGAAGGUCCGCCACAUCGACUACGGCGGACCGAGUUUCUACUGACAGAGGGCGGUGAGGUUUCGGUCACUUCUAUGGAUCUCACCCUGUAA